CGCCUUGGUUCUAGUGUAGGAAGGCUACGACAACCGCCAACCAUCGACCGACUUUAUAAAAAUCAAGUCGAGUCGCCCAUCUUCUCCCUUUUUACCCCCCUCCUCAGGCUUCAUUCAUUCUCUUGAUUGUUUUGUUGCCGGCGUCCACGACUUCAGUUCUUCCCCUCCACGCCUUCUCCCCCCCCCUUCUCCAAUCAUGGGCAUCCUGCAAGUCGUUGCGGGACCGUUGUCCCAGCAGUUUUCCCAGCUGGGAUGUGUGUCGCAAAUCGGUGUCGCGAUCGCCUCCUUUCUGUUUGUCGCCGUCGUCGUCAACGUCCUCCAGCAGUUCCUCUUCAAGAAGCCCAAUGAGCCUCCUCUCGUCUUCCACUGGUUCCCUCUCAUCGGCAGCACCAUUACGUAUGGUAUGGACCCGCCGCGUUUCUUCAAGGAGAACAGGGAAAAGUACGGCGAUUGCUUCACCUUCAUCCUCCUCGGAAAGAAGACCACCGUCUACGUCGGCCCCAAGGGCAACGAUUUCAUCUUGAACGGCAAGAUUCGCGAUGUCAACGCCGAAGAGAUUUACACCGUCCUUACUACCCCUGUUUUCGGCAAGGAUGUCGUCUACGAUUGCCCCAACUCCAAGCUUAUGGAGCAGAAGAAGUUCAUGAAGAUUGCGCUCACCACCGAGGCUUUCCGCCAAUACGUCCCCAUCAUCUCCGAUGAGGUUACCAACUACCUCAAGAGAACCGCCGACUUCAAGGGCAAAUCCGGCAUUGUUGACAUCCCCCCCAAGAUGGCCCAGAUCACCAUUUUCACCGCCUCGCACGCUCUUCAGGGCAAGGAGAUUCGCGACAAGUUCGACGAGUCGCUCGCCGACCUCUACCACGACCUCGACAUGGGUUUCUCUCCCAUCAACUUCAUGCUUCACUGGGCCCCUCUUCCCUGGAACAACCGCCGCGACUACGCCCAGCGCACCAUCGCCAAGAUCUACAUGGACACCAUCAAGGAGCGUCGCGCUCGCGGCGAGACCGGCGCCCAGGACAUCAUGUGGCACCUGAUGAACUCGACCUACAAGGGCAACGUGCCCGUUCCCGACCACGAGGUCGCCCACAUGAUGAUCGCCCUCCUCAUGGCCGGCCAACACUCUUCGUCUUCCACCAGCUCCUGGAUCAUGCUCCGCCUCGCCUCGCGCCCCGACAUCAUGGAGGAUCUCUACAACGAACAAGUCAAGAACCUCGGCGCCGACCUGCCCCCGCUCACCUACGAGGACCUUGCCAAGCUGCCCCUGCAUGCCGCCAUCGUCAAGGAAACCCUCCGCCUGCACGCCCCCAUCCACUCCAUCAUGCGCGCCGUCAAGACGCCCAUGCCCGUCCCCGGAACCAAGUACGUCAUCCCGACCGACCACGUCCUCCUCGCCGCCCCCGGCGUCUCCGCCACCGACGAGUCCUACUUCCCCCAGCCCGACCUGUGGGAGCCCCACCGCUGGGAGAAGGACUCGCCCCUCGCCCCCACCAUCGUCCGCAACGUCUCCAGCGAGGAGGACGAUGAGAAGAUCGAUUACGGCUACGGUCUCGUCAGCAAGGGCGCCAAUUCCCCUUACCUGCCCUUCGGCGCUGGUCGUCAUCGUUGCAUUGGCGAGCAGUUCGCCAAUUUGCAGCUGCAGACUAUUCUUGCUGUUAUUGUUCGUAACUUCAAGUUCAGGAACGUGGAUGGUAGCGAUAAGGUUAUUGGUACCGAUUAUGCUUCGUUGUUCUCGAGGCCCCUUGAGCCCGCGAAGAUUUACUGGGAGAGGAGGGAGGGUUGCCAGUUGUAAGAGACAGGCGUGGUGAUGAGGAAAUGGGGUGAUUAGAUGGGCGUUCAUUGGUUUCAGUUGUUAUUUUUAUACAACACUGCAUGGAAUUGGGUCUACGGCAUAUAAUGACGUGAUUGAUCAAUCAUGAAAAUGAAAGAGCUCUUGGAGGCAGGAUAGAGAUUAGAGCUCGAUGAGAGGAGAGUGUCCAGAGCAGGGGAAGAAAGAGGGAAGUUGCAUUAUAGCUAAUACCUAAUACCAACGAACGAACGCGGUGGCCUCAUUGUUGAAGAACACCGCAUCCAUCCAUCCAU
Molecule: messenger RNA, 2082 nt
Organism: Neurospora tetraspora
Lineage: Eukaryota; Fungi; Ascomycota; Sordariomycetes; Sordariales; Sordariaceae
Product: cytochrome P450 51
Exons: 3
Coding region: 197-1792 (531 amino acids)
Molecular function (GO): iron ion binding; heme binding; oxidoreductase activity, acting on paired donors, with incorporation or reduction of molecular oxygen
Source: RefSeq, a predicted model, not a curated record